AUGGUCGUCGUCGAGCGCGCCAUGCAGGCCGUCUCGGCGUCGCCGGCGGCGUCCGGCGACGCGCGGGCCGCGUCGCCCCGCGCGCGCGCCGAGAGCGGCGACGGCGACGACGCGCGCGCGGCCGCGGACGCGAUGCGGCGCGAGGUCGCGGCGCUCAAGGACGCGCGCGACGCCGCGGAGGCCGCGGGCGCGAAGCGCUGCGCGGCGGCGGAGGCGGCGCGCGACGAGCUGGCGGCGGAGCUCGAGGAGGCGCGCGGCGAGCGCGCGGCCGCGGUCGCGCAGGCGGAGCGCGCGAAGGAGCGGCUCCGCGCGUCGGAACUCGAGGGCGAGCGCCUCGCGACGGCCAACGGCGCCCUCGAGGGCCGCGUCGACGCGCUAUUGGAAGCGGCGCGGACCGCGGCGACGGCGAAGCAGGCGCUCGUCGACGAGCUCGACGUCGCGCGGAGCCGGUGCGCCGAGGCCGAGGUCGCGGAGGCGCGCGCGGACAAGCUGAGGAAGAAGGUGGAAGACUUAUCGAGCGCGCGGCGGGAGAUGAAGGACCUCGACGACCAGAACGCGGCCUACCUCGCGGAGAUCCUGCGGCUGGAGGGCGUCGUCGCGAACGCGGGCGGCGCGCAGGCGGAGUGCGAGCGGUUGAAGGCCGAGCGGUCCGCGCGCGACCGCGAGGCCUUCGAGCUCAAGAGCGCCCUCGAGCUCAAGGACGCGGAGCUCCGCCGCUGCCGGGAGGACCUCGAGGAGGCGUCGGAGGCGCGGCGCUUCUUCGAGGAGGAGCUCGCGGCCGCGACGGCGCGCGCGCCCGCGGCCGCGGACGACGCGCCGCGCGACGCGGCGCCGGACGGCGGCGACGACUUCGCGCCCGUCUUCGGCGAGUCCGCCGCCCAGCUCCGCGCCAAGGUCGCGCGCCUCGAGCGCGAGAACCAGCGCCUCGAGGCCGCGGCCGCCGCGCCGGCCGACGGCGGGUCGGGCGCCGCGCCGCCGGCCGCGGCCGCCGCGCGCGCGGACGUGCUCGAGGGCCAGCUCAGGGACUUGGAAGCGUCCCUCGCGGCGCGCGAGCGCGACGCCCUCGACGCCCGCGCCAAGGCCGCCGACGCCGAGGCCCACGCGAGCCGCCUCGACGAGCGCGCCGCGAAACUCGCCGCGGACCUCGACGACGCGAGGCGCGCGCUCGCGGCCGCGCCCGCGGUCGGCGCCGCGCCGCCGGAGACGUCCGCCGCGCCGCCGCCGCCGGCCGCCGACGACCGCGCGGCGGUCCUCGCGGAGCGCGACGCGACGAUCGCGAAGCUGCAGGCGGACCGGGAGAAGCUCGAGACGUACACGCGGAAGACGCUCCACAACGUCCAGGAGAAGUACAGCGUCCUCGUCCAGACCUACAAGAACCAGAUCAAGGAGAAGCAGGACAAGAUCACGAACCUCGAGGCCCGCGUCCGCACGGACCGCACCGCGCACAAGCGCGAGGAGGGCUUGGUCGUGUCCGCGAUCUACGACCUCGGCCAGCGCGUCAUCGAGGCGAACCUCGCCGCGCUGCACAACCCCGCCGACGGCGCCGACCCCCGCGACUUCAAGCCGCCGGGGGCGACGACGCCGCGGGGUGUUUAA
Aureococcus anophagefferens is the source of this 1596-nucleotide messenger RNA. RefSeq names its product expressed protein. The transcript has a single exon. Lineage: Eukaryota; Pelagophyceae; Pelagomonadales; Pelagomonadaceae. The record is from RefSeq and is a predicted model, not a curated record. The coding region runs from base 1 to 1596 and encodes 531 amino acids.